AUGGAUGCCCACACCGCAGCCGGGGAACGGACGUCCACACCAGAAACGAAGCAUGACCUGGAGGUGGCCGUUAGGAGCGAACACAGCGUCCCUGAUGUCACCCCAGAAGCAGUACAGAAAGUAGAAUCGGAAGAACAUGAAGAAGAGGAGGCUCCAAACGCCACCGUCGCACAAAACGUGUCUGCCUCCACAGCCUCAGCACCCUCCGACUCGACAGAUGCAUCGCCAACCGAUUCGGACGACACAGACGACGCAGACUCCGCAGACGACACACAGCAUGAGCCCGCAUCUCCUUUAAUACCCGGUAAGCCGGCCGAGGAGCUCGACGACGAGAUGGUGACCACAGAAAGCACUUCUGAGGACCAUACCGCACACGGUGUUGCUCCUCGGUUGGACGAACACGACUCGUUAGUUACAGUCCGCCUGUCCGAGCCGCCCGUUCUGAGUAUCAACACGCACAGCACAGCGUCUGGAGCGUCUACAGGGGCAACGGCCGAGGACGCCAGACCGUCGACACCCACCAUGGCACGGAGCCAGAGAGCCACGAUGCCCACGGUGGCCGAGAACGAGUCAGACAGCGAUGACAGCAGCGAGGACGACGAGGACGUGAACUGGGAGCAGCUUCAGCAAACCGAAAACGAGGAGUCCAAUGGACAAAAUUCCGAUCAUACUGCCAUGCUCCUUGCACGACUCGAACAAGAAAACGCAAAGCUCGCGACAAAUCCCAAAAGCAUCCGCGUUCAAGUGCGUGACAGCGCGCCGCAGUCCCCGCGCCGCGUUCGUCCGGUUUCUGUUGCUCAGCUCCGCGAUAUGGUCCAGGGGCCUACACCCGCCGCACUACGCUACUCGAUGCUGCCUCCACCGCCGAUGACCGAUCUUGAAUUCUACGCGGCCCUCGUCCAGGACUACCACCAGACGGCCGCUCGUCUACCAACAUUACUGUCCAAUAAGAUACGCAAGGGCAUCCCACCUCCGUUGCGUGGUGUUGUUUGGCAAGGCAUGACCGGUGCGACACGCGACGCGGCGCUGCUCGAGCAAUACGAGCGAUUCUGUGACGCGACCAGUCCCUAUGAGGGCAUCAUUGGCAAAGAUCUCGGCCGCAGCUUCCCCGGUGUAGACAUGUUCCGCGAACCCGACGGAGACGGGCAACGCAUGCUUGGCCGUGUGCUGAAGAGCUACAGCUUGCACGAGCCGCGCAUCGGCUACUGCCAGGGGCUCGCGUUCCUUGUCGGCCCCCUUUUGAUGCACAUGCCAGACAGAGAGGCUUUCUGUGUACUUGUCAAACUCAUGGAAAACUACGAUCUACGGAGCUCCUACAUGCCAGAUCUGGCAGGGUUGCACGUCCGAAUCUACCAAUUCCGCGAGCUGCUGCGCAGCACGUUGCCGGAAUUGUCGUCCCAUUUGGAAGAUUUGCAGGUAGACCCCGCUGCUUAUGUUUCACAAUGGUUCCUCUCGUUUUUCGCUGUGACGUGCCCCCUGCCCAUGCUGUUUCGCAUGUACGAUGUAGUCUUUGCCGAAGGCGCGGCUGAGACCAUUAUGCGGGUGGCUCUGUCACUCAUGCAGAACAACCAGGCCCGUUUGCUAGCGUGCGCAGAACUUGAAGAUGCUAUCCAGCUUUUGCUCUCGCGAGGCCUUUGGGACUGUUACCACUACAACGCAGACGAGUUUGUGCUUCAUUUCCUCAGUCUAUCCAAUGUGGUCAGCAGAGACCGGCUGGCUUCGCUUGACCAAGCCUACCGCGAGGCACAGAUUGCCAAUAUCAACAACCAAACCGACGCUAGCAGUAAUGCGGACCGUGCUUCGACCAUCAGCACUAUAGCGUCUCGCUUCUUGGGCCGUCUCUGGACAUCCUCGUCUUCUUCCUCAUCCACGCCUGUGGCAAUAACAGCAGCAGCUGCGGCUGCAUCUAACCCGCCGCCUUCAAUCGACGAGUCACCCUCUCUCUCCAACUCCACCAACGACCUCGCUUCUACCUCUGGCCUCGCCUCUCCGACCACCGCGUUGUCGCCCCCCAACCAACCGCUGACCCUCAACGCGGGCCUCAGCGCACCGCCGCUGCGACCCUUGAGCUUUCUGCAGCGGAGCUCAUCAAAACACAGCAUCGCCUCUACUGUCAAUUCAAUGGAGGCGGCUUCGCCUGCAGCUGGUCCGUCGUCCUCCGCAACCUCCUCCUCCUCUUCCUCUGUCUUGAGCUCUACCUCGACAGACGCGACAUCACUCUCGCGCGAUUCUUCCUCAGACAUCACCGCAUCCGCCAAGAAUGCAUCGACUUCCAACAGUGCCAACAACAAAAACUCGGACAACGACCGUUAUCUCCACAGCCAAAUCGAAGACCUUCUCACAGCACUCAGCGACUUGCAGCGCCAGCAUGCUCUCACCACAGACCAGUUGCAGCGAGAGCGAGAGGAACGCAGCGACGACCAGAAGGCAGUGCAAGCCCUGCUACGUAACCUGCGUGAGAAGAGUACAAAGAAGACGGUAGCUGGGCCCAUCAAAAAAGCGCCCGUCACCUUUGGUGUACAGCUGCGUACAACUGAACUAGACGAGACCCCCGCUGCAUCCAAAAGCACGACAGCCACGCAAUCAUCCGAUAUUGAGCUGUCGAUGCCUCAAGAUGAGCUUUUCGCGCUUCUCGAGCCGGUGGAGGCCCGCUUCGCUGCAAAGGUCGACAACCGACGGUCGUCGGUGCCGCAGACCAAGUCCCAGCUACGCGACGAGCUCGGGCGCGCAAAGGAACAGCUGGUCAACGAGCUUGCCAAGGGCCAGGACCGCAACCGCCAGGUCAAUGAGAUGGAGCAAGAGCUGGCGACCAUGAAAGACCAACUGCGUGACAGCCAUGCGCGUGCUCGUGUGCUGCACCAAGACAAGCAGCGGCUGGAGCGCCAGAUCCACGACCUGCGGACGCGGGUGGCCUCCGAGGCUGCCUCUGCCGCGGUCGCAGCUGCUGCCGGUGCGGCGCGCAUAACGCACAGCAAUGGUGCCGAUCUCUCCAGUGGCAGUGGUGCUGAAGGUACGGGUGCCCAAGGAAUCGCCGAUGCCGCGACGGAAUGGUUUGGCCGUGCUACAGGUACUGGUGCCGGUGGCGGUACGCCCAGCAAGGGCGGUGCUUCUGGGGGCCUGCGCGAGCUUAAACUUGGACGCAGCAAGUCCACUCCCACACAGGCUUCCGGGCCCGCUGCAACAGGACCGCCGCCCGCGAGCAACGCAUUGUCUAUGUUUGGCGGUAACGGCAAGCGUUCGUCGUCACUUAUCGUCCGUGGAACCGGACGGCGCGAGUCCGUCUUUGGUGGCGGCAUGAGUAGUUACCAGAGCGGCAACGAGGAGAGCAUGGAGCAGCAGCAGGAUGCUCUUGUCCUGGAGCUUGUCCAGGCCAAGACGUCCGAGGCUGUAGCCCGCCAGGAGGCCGAAGAGGCGAAACAGAAGCUCGAGAGCUUGCGAAAGGCACUGGGCCUGUCGGCAAACGACAUGGCAUCCAUGUUGCACAAUGCGAGAAACUCGGGCGGCGGAGCAGCUGCCGCCACUGCAGCCACCGCGGCCAGCACGGCAGCUUCGGCAGCCAUGGGCGUGCUGGGGAGGUUGACCACGUCAAUGUCGGACAGCAACGCGCACGCAGCCAGCACAAAAGCUGUCGCUGCCACUGCACCCGCCGCGGCACCCGCCACCAACACGACAUCGUCGUCCGGCUACGGCUUUUUCGGCUGGAGACGCUAA
Sporothrix brasiliensis 5110 is the source of this 3711-nucleotide messenger RNA. RefSeq names its product GTPase activating protein. The transcript has 3 exons. The record is from RefSeq and is a predicted model, not a curated record. Lineage: Eukaryota; Fungi; Ascomycota; Sordariomycetes; Ophiostomatales; Ophiostomataceae. Bases 1 to 3711 code for a protein of 1236 amino acids.